AUGGCAAAGGCAUCUGGUUUAUUUCCAACCUCAAGUGAUAUUCGUAAGCUGAAUGAACGGAGAGAUGGGGGUGACAACGACAAAGGGUCAAUGGCUGAACCAGCGAGUCUUAUGCUACCUCCUCCACCACCUACAAUUCUGACAGCUGGUAGCAAUGAGUACAAUGUGUCCCCACAAGGUUCUCGUUUGGCCAAGCUAGUGAUUUUAUCAGGAUACGAUGCUGAAGCUCAAUCGAUUGAGAUGUUGACUAAAUUAUUUAUCACACUUCUACUCUCAAUUACUGAUUCAGGUGCAACAGCUGAUAGCGUGAAAGACUGCUUUUAUGCUAAUGGAUCAGAUAAGACCAAAUUAGUGAUAGAACUAGCGAAACCUGAACUUGCCACUAUAGCGGUUGCUUUUGAUGGAGUUGCUUUAGAUGAAAGCGAACCUGAUACAACAAAGUUUUCAAUUACAAGACCAGAAGGAUAUAUUAUUCCUUUGUCCAGUGAUAACAUUGAAGGAGCCAAAGAUGAUAAAAAAACGAAAUUUGAUGUAGAGGGCCCUUUCAAAGGGUCAAUGUCAAAUAUUCCAACUUUCAUUGGUGAAGAACAGAUUUUAGAACUUUUGAAAGCUUUUGGUCAAGUGAGAUUCUGCAAGAUUCUUACAGACGUUGCAGGUAACUCAAAGGGAGUAGCAUUUUUUGAAUAUGAGGAUACAUCGAUUCUUGACAUUGCCUGUCAGGGUCUUAAUAAUAUGGCGCUAGGUGACAACCAGCUGAUAGUUAGAAAAGCUUGUGUUGGACUUGAACAGUCACAACCUGUGAUGAGUCUAGACACGCUUCUGAAACUUUGUCAAGAUAAUGACCGAAAAAACGAGCAUCCUCCUACAAGUGUCAUGCAGCUAUGGAACGCAAUUUCACCAGAAGAGCUUGCAGAUGACGAAGCUCGUGAAGAGAUCUCUGCUCAAAUCGAGCAAGAAUGUUCCAAAUUUGGCCCAGUGGAGUCGGUAAAUAUCCCCAAAGAGAACUCUGCUAGCUCGACCAUGCUCAGCAGUUCCAUAGGAGGUAGAAUAUAUGUCAAGUUUUCAAGCUCUUCCGCUUGUAAGGAAGCAGUAAAGCAUUUAGGAGGCCGGAAGUUCACUGACCGAACUAUAAUUUCUGGAUUCUAUCAUGAGGAUGCUUAUAAAUUAGGAAUUCUUUAA
Molecule: messenger RNA, 1179 nt
Organism: Sugiyamaella lignohabitans
Lineage: Eukaryota; Fungi; Ascomycota; Dipodascomycetes; Dipodascales; Trichomonascaceae
Exons: 1
Coding region: 1-1179 (392 amino acids)
Cellular component (GO): commitment complex; U2-type prespliceosome; U2AF complex
Molecular function (GO): poly-pyrimidine tract binding; pre-mRNA 3'-splice site binding
Source: RefSeq, a predicted model, not a curated record